ACUGGGUGUGGGUGAAUCACUUUAGCGCCACAGAUUGUUCAACCACUGUUUUCUCUUCUUCUCUCCAUCUCAAUCUUUUUAAUGGUUGGAACGUGAAAUUUAAAAUCUAAUCCAAUGGUUGUUUCGUUGAAUUCACUCGUCUCCUUCAAUUCCACGGCUAACCAUCAAACCGCCCCACGAGUGUGCAUAGGAGCGCCAAUACUAAAGGCCAAACAUUUCUCAUCCGGUUCUCGAACACUUGUUUUCGGUAAACCAAUACAUACAAGAAAUGGAAAGCCUCUUUUAGUUGCAAACAGCGAUCGCAUCACAACAGAAACCAGUGACAAAACUUCAGAUAUAACCGAAACAUCCAUUUCCAACAAUCAACCGUCACCUACUUCUGAAACCGAGCCUUCUGAACUGAAACAAGACACAUCAAAUGGAGACAUAAACAGUUCCCCUAAAAGAUUGAAAUUAACAGCAAGAGAGAAACUAAAGGCAGCAAGAGUUCGUAACCGUGACUCAGAACCAAAAGCCGCUGUUAAGAAACCAGAACUUGGAAGCAAAGUGCUUGAAGCUUUGAGGGAAACAGACAGAGCUACUGGGAAAAAGAGAUCUGGUCUUCCGGAAGCACCGACAAACUUGUUAGAUGACAGCAAACGAGGAAUGCCGAAAAAGGGUCUGACCUUCGAGCUACCGGUUGGUUGGGAUGUGUUUCUUAUUAUCACUUCUGUUGUUGUGAUCAGCACCAUAAUGUUUACAACAACUUACAUUGUUUGGAAGGUGGGUGCUAUUCAUUUUAAUGAAUAUUAGAAUUUUGUUUCUUGUUCAAGUUAAAGCAAGUCAUAUACUUGAAUGAAUAUAAGCUUCUUUUUAUCUUCUGGUUCAUAGAAAACAUUACAGU
Molecule: messenger RNA, 883 nt
Organism: Helianthus annuus (common sunflower)
Lineage: Eukaryota; Viridiplantae; Streptophyta; Magnoliopsida; Asterales; Asteraceae
Exons: 2
Coding region: 115-792 (225 amino acids)
Cellular component (GO): chloroplast thylakoid membrane
Source: RefSeq, a predicted model, not a curated record